AUAGCAACGUAAUAUGUGUCAGAAGUCACAGAGACGACAUGGUUUCAAUACUGAAGUACGUGUUUACCCCUUUUGCUAGAAACCCUCUUGCCAAAAUGCACUACUCUUCAGGAGUCAGUAUCAGGCUUUUGCCCAGUUAUAAGUGUUCUUUUGAAGACCCAGUGCACGUGAUCGUGAGUGGCUUAAACCAUCAACAACGCGUGGAUCUGCGCUCUAAAAUCACCGAUGAUAGCGGACGUGUUUUCCAGGCUUGUGCCACCUACCAAGCAGACGAUAAUGGCCAGGUCGACCUCAGCCGCGACCCUUCUCUUGGUGGGAGCUUUACGGGAGUGGAACCAAUGGGCUUAUUCUGGGCUCUGAAAGCAGAUGUUGUAAGCUGCAAGUUUGCACUAACAGACGUGACGCGCCCUGCUCUCGUUGACAUUGAGGUUGUCAGUGACAAUAGAGUCAUUGCCAAAGUGACAAACGAAAGACACUGCUUGACCGACGGUGUCCGGAGAAUUCCUGUAACCGAAGGCAGGAUCAGAGGAACACUUUUCAUGCCACCUGGUAAAGGACCAUUUCCUGGGAUUUUGGAUACAUAUGUAUUUAGAGGAGGUCCUUUUGAGUUGAGGGCAGCUCUGUUGGCAAAGAGAGGCUUUGCUGUUUUUGCCUUGGCUUUCCAGGCUUACCAAGAUUUACCCAAAAGGGCUGACAAAUUUCACCUUGAGUACUUUGAAGAAGGUAUAGAUUUUCUACGGCAACAACCAGAGGUCAAAGAUCAAAAAAUUGGCCUAGUGUCCAUAUCAAAGAGUGGAGAUCUUGCUUUGUCGAUGGCAACAUUCCUUCCUGGUAUAUCGGCUACUGUUUGGAUCAAUGGAUGCAAUGCCAAUACUUUGGUUCCCAUCUACUACAAAGACAUUUGUGUUCCAGCCCUCUUGUUUGAUGUUAAGAGAGCAAAAAUGACACCAUUGGGCCUUCUGGAUAUUGGGGAUGUUAUGAAUGACCCAAUGUCAGAAGAAGGCCUUCCUAGCCUUAUUCCCAUUGAACGUGCCUCAGGUAACUUCAUGUUUAUAAUGUCAGAAGCCGACAGGAAUUGGCAAAGUGCCUAUUAUGCAAAACUAGCAUGCGAAAGACUUAAAGCAUAUGGGAAGAAUAACUACGAGCUGGUGAGGUAUGAAAAAGCAGGUCACUUUAUCGAGGUGCCCUAUAUGCCGUUUUGUCUUGCCAAUUUUCAUGCUGCCGCUAACCAAGUGGUUUACUUUGGCGGCGAACCUAAGGCCCAUUCAGAGGCUCAGCUGGACGCAUGGAAGAGGAUGGUGAAUUUUUUCAAAAAACACUUAACUGCUACUGAUGACGACUGCAGAUCUAAACUGUAAGAAAAAGGGAAUAUAAAGUCCAUAUCAUCAUAGUAUCCAAUUAGUGUUGACUUGAUUUACCUUAAUAUCUAAUGUAGUUAAAGGCACAUUAUGUAAGUUUUCGUCACUAGAGUGCGCAUAUUCAAAACAAACAAGAAACGUAGUUUGAUAAUGCAGUGAUUGAGUGAGGAAUCAUGGGAGUUGUCGUCUUACACAUACAAUCUGAUACAAUCAUGUUCAUUGAUGAGCCAAUUUAUUAAAGACUUAUUAAGGCCACUGUAGUAUGAAGCAGUGUGGGGCUAAAAGUCGUGGAAGCGAAACAAGGUCGCUGGAGUGAUUGCUAAUGAAGGACGAGCACAAUACACGGCUCGACAGCAGCAGAGCUUUUCUUAUGCCUCUGUCGACCGCUUCCACUUCUUCCGGUCAUGCGUAUGUGCGGUAAAACAGCGCUGUUUUAUACUAGAUACAUUUGAAAGUUCUGUUAUGCUGCUCUGUGCGUUCGUAACCUGUCUAAUAAAAUACAUAACAAAUUGCUUAUUUCUCUGGAUUUAAAUUUUUUUCAAAACAUUUGGGAUAAUGUAAGUAGACAAGUCAGCAAAAUAUAUAACACUUUUGGGAUAUUUGAAUAAAAAAAUCUUACAUAUUGUGCCUUUAAGUAGUCAAUAAUUUUUAAAAAAAAAUUAUCAAACUGAAUGAAGCACAUGUAUUAUUGUAGCAUUCCUGUAGCAUUCUCUAUCUCUAUCUACCUCUCUAUCUCUACGUUAGGUCUGUUUUAUUUUUUGAACAGCCUCUGGUGCCUUCAUUUUAAAGAAGCCUUUUCCUCCUCAAUCUAUUCUUUCCUGAAGAAUGUUUAUGUCUAGAUAAACAUUCUAUCAAGGCACAGACUUUGUAAUGGAGAUGUGCAACUAUGGGCAUUGGUUACAAGUGAGUAUACUGUAUGCAAAUUACACUUUUAUGUAUUACCCGGAGCUUCCAAUAAAAUACAACUAGAUAUCUUGUGA
Messenger RNA from Cyprinus carpio (common carp), 2338 nucleotides. Its product is annotated as acyl-coenzyme A thioesterase 1-like. Gene Ontology annotation, molecular function: fatty acyl-CoA hydrolase activity. Lineage: Eukaryota; Metazoa; Chordata; Actinopteri; Cypriniformes; Cyprinidae. The record is from RefSeq and is a predicted model, not a curated record. Gene Ontology annotation, biological process: fatty acid metabolic process; acyl-CoA metabolic process.